This is a messenger RNA of Coniophora puteana RWD-64-598 SS2, 1342 nucleotides long. RefSeq lists its product as uncharacterized. The record is from RefSeq and is a predicted model, not a curated record. Bases 125 to 895 code for a protein of 256 amino acids. NCBI's taxonomy places the organism in Eukaryota, Fungi, Basidiomycota, Agaricomycetes, Boletales, Coniophoraceae. The transcript is spliced from 2 exons.
CAGGAGUCCAUAUCGUGAAACUGACGGCGACGCAGAGGAAGAAGAGACGGAAGUAGCAGUUGUUACAGUCGCGGCAGAGAGCAGUAGAAGAGUCGUUCAGCCUUUGCCGCCCGCUUUCCCCACCAUGCCUGUUCCCUCCAAGUCGUAUUUUUCUUCCCUCGACAGGAUGGUCGUCGAAGAAGUCUCCGUUUCCACCUCCCCCGCACCCGCCACCACUGCCAUCCCAUCACCGCUUUCCCCCUCCGAGGCUAUCUCCGCGCCAAUAGUGUCCGAUCCCGCACCGCUUCCACAGGCGCCCGUGGGCUCCGCCAAGUCGAGCGAUGUUGAAUUCCCACCCUUCCGCGCACCCAUGCCAUCUUCGAAACGCGCCGCCCAUGUCGUAUUCAGCAUCGCUCCCACAGCAUGGACACCCGACCUACAACGCCGCGAGCAGCAGGUUUCUCCCUUCGUCACCGUGUCUACCGUGUCCUCCCGUCCCUCCGAAUCUUCGGACCCAAACUCUAAUCUCGCACGUGGCCGUCCACCAAUACCAUCCCCCACCGAUCGCGAGCGCCGCUCUCCGCCCCCCGGAAAGGCACCCGCGAUGUCGAUCACAUCCAAUACCUUUUCGCAUUCACUCAGCGUCGCUCUCCCGAGAGAAAUCCAUCCGGCCAUGGUUGAUGUGAGCUGCUUGAAGGGUGAGAGAGUCAGCGUGGUCGCUGACGCGUGGCACAUGGAAGAGUCUUGCCAUUACGAAUGGCUCAUUCACUUCGCUGCCAACGACGUUGACAUGGGGUCCGUCACUGCCCGCUUCGGCCCGGGCCAUACCCUCCUCAUCGACGUCCACCGCAAAGGCCGGUACUCCCUCGGUGGCUGUGGCUCUUUCAAUGGCUCCUGGGGCUAUUCAGCGCGGUAGUCCCCCGCAUCUUCGUCGUCGCUGCAUACCCCCUGGACUCUACAACUCUCAAUCUGCAUCUUGGCAUCCUGCAUCGUGCCUCCUCGCACUCUCCCAUUAUCACGCAUUUGUCCAUGUUCACGUCCCGUGUUCCCGGAUUUCACGAACCUCUCUCCGGGUCCGGUACGCGAUGUAUCCUAUACUGUCACGAUAGCGCGCUUUUAGACGACGGAACGUAUAUUGCUACGUACGCCACCACCAUGGGACUCCUGCAGCGCCAGCGUGUCCCACAAUACCAUACGUCUAACACCUGCGCAUGCCGCGCAUAGUUCAAACACAUGCAUAUACACAACUCUCACAAACUUACACCCAUACACGUAUCUGCACACCUCGCUUUCUUGCUGUCCCGCUCGUUGCGCCGGUUUUCUCUUACCGCAUUUCUCUUACCAACCUGACCCUCAUCGUUUC